Molecule: messenger RNA, 2894 nt
Organism: Paramecium sonneborni
Lineage: Eukaryota; Ciliophora; Oligohymenophorea; Peniculida; Parameciidae
Source: the annotation of a GenBank genome assembly
AUGUUCGUUUCAUAAUAAAAAGUGUUAGAAAGUAAUCCUAAGUGAUAUUUAUUGUAGAGUGCAUACUUGAGAUUACAAAGAAAGCAUAUGGAGAUUAGAUAGAAACUGAGAAUAGAGGGGCAUUUCUGAAUAGAAUAAAGGAAAUUACAUUGGAAGUGUUUUAACUUAAAUACAGUGAGGAGGUUUUAUUAUUAUAACAAGAGAUGAGAUAGUAAUAACAAAAUUUUGAAAAAACAUAGUUAGAAUAAUAAGAGAGAGAAUAAUAGUUAAUUAUGAAUAUAGAACAGAAAUUGUAAGAACAAUAAAUACAACAGUUAAAAGAAUUAAAUAGUCUUUAAGAAAUGUAUGAUGAGUAAAAUCAGUUUAAUUAGAAGUUAUCAUUAACUUUAGAUAGAGUGAGUAGAUAAAAUAAUGAGUUCAUUUAAUUAAAUAGUGAAUUGACUAAGGAGAAUUCGAAUUUGAAGGAGUCAAUUAAUAAAAUUGAAUAGCAAUUAAAAUUUAAAAACUUAGAAGUCUUGGAAGUUAAAUAAAAAUUUGAAUAAUAGUUAAGUUCAAAUAAUGUAAUUGAAUAACAAUAUAAGACAAUGAAACAAGAGAUGGAAAAAGUAAUAAAGGAAUAGUAAAGGAAGAAUUAAUCUGUAAUUGAUGAGAGUAUUAUUUUUGAGAAUGAAGUUUAGAGGUUGAAAUAGGAGAAUGAAUAAUUGAAAACAAAGAAACAUUAAGAUUCUCAAAAGUACAAGGAUGCUUUAGAAUAAUUAAAAGAGAAGAGUUGUAAUAAAAUAAGAGAAUACAAAUAGAAACUUAAGGAAAUGCAUAAUAAGGAUUUGUUUAUAGUGGAACUAUAAGAAUAAAUCAAAGAAUUAGAGGAACACAUAGAAUUUCAAUCAACAUAACACAGAUAAGCAAUUAAAAGUUUAGAAAUAUAAUAUAAAAAGUAAUUUUAGAAUUUGGAAGAGAAUAAGGAGUAGGAGAAAAUAGUAAUUUAAUAAAAUUUAACUUAAAGUUUAGAAACUACAAUAAAUGAUAAAGAUAGAGAAAUAUUAAUUUUGUUUUCUGAAGCAAAGUAGUUGAGAUAAUCAUUAUAGACUGAGUAGGAUAUGAAAUAGUAAAGUAUAAAAAACUUGAAUGAUUAGAUCAAAUAAUUAAAUUAAUAGAUUAAUGAAUUGAAUAAUCGUAUAUAAGAGUAUUAGACAAAAAUAUAGUAUUUGGAUUAAGAAUUGAUAAAGAAAGAUUAGCAUAAAAAGAUGUUGUUGAAUGAUAUAGAUGAAUUAAGAUAAUUUUCUGAAUAAACAUUGAAUACUUUAAGAGAGAACUAAGAUUAUUUAAGUGAAUUGGAAAGGGAAAAGUAAUAGUAGCACGAGAUAAUAGAAAAUAUUCAGAAUUAGUUAGAAAUUUAAAUUUAAGGUUCAUUUUCUUAUAAAAGAUUAGGAUAGGAGUUAGAAUAAAAAUGUAAAUUAUUAAAAUAAGAACAUUGUUUGAUGUUGGAAGAAUAAUUGAAAAGAGAAGCAUAAUUUCAAUAGGAAAUAGAUAAUUUAAAUAAUGAGAAGUUAUAAAAUAUGGUUGAUUUUGAAAAUUAAUAGAAUAAAUUAAAGCUUGAAUUUAAAUUAUAAUAUGAUGAAUCAAAAAGACAAUAUAAUUAAUUAGAAAGGGAAUCAUAAUUAAUGAGUGAGUAGAUUGAAAGUUUAGAAAACUAACAUAAAGAAUUAAUUUAAGAUUUAGAGUCCUAUAUAUCAUAAUAUACUAAUGCUCUAUCUUUGAUUGAAGAAUUCAAAAAUAAAGAAAGAGAUUAGCUUGAAACUUAAAACAGAAAUUAGAAUAUUUUGAAUAAAGAACAAUAAUAACUUUAAUAAUAAUUGGAAGAUAAAAAUAUAAAAUUAAAGUAAUUUAAAUAAUAAGCAAUGAGAUUAAUUAGUUAAUAGAAGGACAAAAUAAAAUAAUACUUAAUUGAGAUUAAAUAGCAUAUUUAAAGAAACCUUAAAAAUGUUUAGGCUGAUCUUAAGGAGUUCUUAUAGAUUUAAUUAAAAAAAAUCAUUUAGGUAUUUAUGAUUAUAUUUAUAUUGAAGUUUUCUAAUUAAGAAGUGUAAUUGGAAAAGCAAAAUCAUGAAUUUAUUUAGAAAGAACUUGAAAUAUAAUUUGACAGAAGAGUUGAAUAAAUCAAAAGAGAUUACAAAUUGAUUUAAGAUGAGUCAGAUGUUAUUAUAAAAUAAAAGAUUCAGUAAAUAUAUUAACAGGAUUAAUCUAUUAAUGAUUAAAAGAAGCAAUUAUAAUUUAAAAUUUAAGAAUGUGAUCACUUACAACAAUAGUUAUAAGUAUCUGAUUAGUUAUACAAAGAGUUUUAAAAAAAAGUAGAAAUGGAGAAAAUGUAUUCUUAAAAGACAAUUUCUGAAUUAUAAGAAGAAUUGUAAUUAAUAUUCAAUAAAUUAUAGAACACAAAUUUAAUAAACAGUAGAUUUAACUUUGAAAGAGAGAUAAUACUUUGAAUAAAGAUAUAAUGAUUUUAAAAUGAUGUCAGAAAGAAAGUUGGAUUAGAUUUCAUAAGAUUAUUAGUAGUAAAUUCAUUAAUUAGAAUUUUUGGUUUAAAAAAAUGAAAAAAUAGAUUCAUCACCUGUCUUCCAUAAGUAUUCUUUAUCUUCAAGCUCUGGAUUUCAUCGAUCUCCAAAUAUGAUGAAAUAAUAAUGUAAAAAAAGUUUAUUAAUAUAGAUAUUUAUUAAAAACUACCAAAUUAUGGAUCUCCUACUUUAAGAACACCUAAUAAAUCUCCAAUAAAUGAAAGAGCAGAUAAAACUAUAGAGGAAUUAAGGGUUGAAAUUCAUUCGCAAAAAGAAAAGCUUUCUAGAAUGAAACUCAACUUUACAGAAUCUCAGAAGAAAUCCAAAAUUUCAACAAAAUAUUGA